This is a messenger RNA of Rotaria sp. Silwood1, 339 nucleotides long. The record is from the annotation of a GenBank genome assembly. Lineage: Eukaryota; Metazoa; Rotifera; Eurotatoria; Philodinida; Philodinidae.
AUGUACUUAUGGGAACCGAAUGCAGAUCAAAUAUAUAUUCUCUUUGUUGUGGCUGGUCUUUGGGGUCUUGCUGCGGCUGCUUGGCAAUCACAAGUCAUCGCUGCUUAUACAGUUCUUUAUGCUGAAGAUGAUCCAAGUGCCAUAGCAAAAUAUCGUCUAUGGCAAUCGAUUGGUGCUCUUCUUACUUACAGUUAUGCGAGUUAUGUCACUAUCCAAACGACCCUUAUUAUUCUUUUUGUUUGUCUAACUGUGAGCAUGAUUUUUUAUGGAGGAGUCGAAAUUCAUGUUCGAUGGAAAAAGAAUCAUGGGAAAGCAACUACAGUGACUGAUCAUUGUUGA